GGGCGUCGGCGUGAGCGUGGGCCGGCACGUGUGCGAGCUGAGCCUGUGCCACGACGAAAAGCGGCGCUGGCGGACGGACAGGCGUGGGGGCGGGGCAGGCGCGCCAACGCCGCCGUGGAGGGCGGGGGAAACGUACCAGGUGGCGCUCGCGGCCAAGGGCGUCACCGGCAGCGCCUACGUUGACGGCGUGCGUGCGGGGCCGCUGGAGUGCGCCCUCGUGCCGGCGGAGGCGGCGGUGGCGGACGAAGAAGUGCCGCUCCCGCCGCAGGACGAGUUGUUGUACGUCGUCUUUUUUUGGAGGCGGCGCGAGCCACGUGACGCUGACGAACGCCUUUCUGUACAACCGGCUGUUGCAGGCCGCGGAGCUGAAGGCGCUCGUGAGGGAGAAGCCCAGCGCCCCGGCGACGGCGGAGGAGGCGUCGACGUCGGCCGCUGCGCAGGGAGGGCCCGGAAACGCAUCCGCCGCCGGCCCGGGAGGCAAAGGCAAGCGCGACGGUUCCGUGCGUGGGCGUCUGUCCGCGUUGUCGCCGCUGCCGCUUCUGCUGGGGCUGUGGGUGUGUGUCUCUCUUCACUGAGCCGGAGAACAAAGCAGCGAGGGAGGAGGCGGUGCGACCUGCGCUGGAACGCGUGCAGAGUUUGUUUUACGCUUGUUAAUCGUCUUCUUCAGUGGAGCCCCUUUUUUUCUUUUUAUGUUAAAUAA
Trypanosoma conorhini is the source of this 700-nucleotide messenger RNA. RefSeq lists its product as uncharacterized. Lineage: Eukaryota; Euglenozoa; Kinetoplastea; Trypanosomatida; Trypanosomatidae. The annotation marks the transcript as partial. The record is from RefSeq and is a predicted model, not a curated record. The transcript has a single exon.